AUGGUAUUCGACUCGAAAGACAAGCUGUCAAGGCCCUCCUCCAGGCCUCGUGCCUUUGACGACUCUGACGACGAUGAGACCAUCCACAACGAGGAGAUCGUUUCGUACGGUCGUGAUGGCGCUAGAGGCAGCAGAGCACCACCCAAGCCUACCGCACCGCGUAUCAUUCCUGUCGCACCCAACUUUGACUGGCGACAGGAUCGCAAGCAGCGUCUAGGCAUGGCGUCCAACCUACAUUCUCUUGGUCCUCUCGUGUCCAUGCGCCGCGCCGACUCUUCCGCCGUGCCUGGAUCCACUGCCACCGCAUCUGCAAAAGGCGAUACCGGCAGCGAAGCCAUCAACACCGAAGCACAGAAGAGCGGCCUUGAACUUCGAAGGAUGAGACCUCGGUCGGAGGACCCACCGCAAGGCAGUACGGAUCAAGCCACUAACUUUUUGGAAGCUGCCGAUGCAUUGCCUGCUCCAAACACAGACGAUGUAUGCACGGACCAGGAAGCACUCAAAGCUCUUCUUGCGGGCGAGGGCGUCGGAAGUACCGAUACAGGAGAACCUCUGGUCAUUCAACAAGAAAGCGAUUCUGAGCUGCUACAACACGACAUCGACUCGAGGCCCGAAGCACCCACGCUCGAUGACUACGCAACCACACCAAUCGACCAAUUUGGCAUGGCUCUUCUGCGUGGCAUGGGAUGGAAAGAAGGCAUGGGCGCUGGAAAAGGUGGUAAGGGUCCUCAACAGGCAGCCGAGCCGAAAAAGCGUGCAGCUUUGCUCGGCCUCGGCGCCAAGGAAAGGCCUGCAACAUCGUCAAGCUUUUCUAUGCCCCCAUCCUCGUCACGAAACUAUCGGCCCAAGGACAAGCGCGAUUACAAUCUCGCCCUCGCCUCGAUCGGCGACAAGCUCGAGUACUGGUCACGAUCUCCCCUGCAUCCCACUUUGCUGCCCGUGGGGGCUCUCGCGCUCAUCCACGCAGCGAGAAUCAGCCACGCUACACGACAGGUUGCCGGGAGCCACAGUUAUCGCUUGACGGUAUGGCAGGGGUUUGUGUUGAAUCAGAUCCUCAUGUUUGGAGGUGUAGUGGUCAGCGGCCUGUUGCUGGGUAUCCCGUCGCCUGUUCUCGUGGCUUGGCCUUUGGUGGUGUUGUAUGGAGGGGUUCAUAUUUUACUGGACGUGUCAUCGGUAGGGAAGGUGCUGCUGCGGAUGCAGGAUUUGGAGUUUGUUGGCCUCUUCAUGGAUCUCUCUUUCGCGCUACUCGACGGCGUCCUCAGAGCAGAGGGCAUCAUCGAUCUCGGCGUCGAGCCCGUCCUCCGACACACAUCGCCCCGAGUCUCAACCUCGCUCUUUGCUGCACUGCUCAACUCGGCCAUCAUCGGUGGAGGCGUACCGCUUCUGAUCGACAUGUUUAAGCUUGACUCUUCCACGGGUGAAUGGGGUCUCCGCACUCCAGUCUGGAUGAAACAUCCGUUCAAGGGAACCAACGACGCUCUCAGCGCUACUCUGCUCGCAUUCGUCUAUUUGGCUCUCGCCGGCUCGACUUCGGCGCAGCUCCCAGUUGUUGCCGGCGUGGUUGAAGCGUCGGGGCUGGACAAAUUGAGGAGCAGAGAAGUGCGCACUUUCUGCUCGCUAAUGCUAGGCGCUAUCUUGCUCGCUGAAAAGGCGACUGUGCUCUCGUUGGCGUCGAGUGCAGUUCCAAAGCGUGCUACAUCAAGACCUCGUGCUUCUGCGGCGGCUGCUGCCGCUGAUGGGAAGUCAACUGCAGCCAAUGGCGGCGCAGACAAUCGCGAAUCUACCUCACGCAAACAGCGAUAA
Molecule: messenger RNA, 1803 nt
Organism: Sporisorium graminicola
Lineage: Eukaryota; Fungi; Basidiomycota; Ustilaginomycetes; Ustilaginales; Ustilaginaceae
Exons: 4
Coding region: 1-1803 (600 amino acids)
Biological process (GO): mRNA splicing, via spliceosome
Cellular component (GO): spliceosomal complex
Molecular function (GO): nucleic acid binding
Source: RefSeq, a predicted model, not a curated record